UUUUCAUCGAUAGACACAGAGUAUCUUGUGCAUCACAAGCUGUUUUGCAUCGUCUCAUAAUCAACAUUAUAAAUUCAAUAAAAAAUAUUAUUUAUUUUUCAGUUUUAUUAAACUAACAAGGAUUAAACAUGAAAUUAUUGAUAUUGGCAACAGUUGUUGGUGCAGUAUUUGCCCAAAGUCAGUACAAUUUACGUGGACAUCAGAGAGAUCAUCAACAAAGAGAUCAACAACCAGCAGCACAACAACAAUAUGCAGAAGAACAAAGACCCCACAAUGAAAGACAAUUAACAACAACAACAUUUAUACCAAUUUUAUCAUGGAAUAAAGAACAAGAACAUGAUGGAACAUAUAAAACAAACUAUGAAACUGGUAAUAAUAUCAUUGCUGAAGAGAGUGGAUAUUUGAAAGAAACUGGUGAAGGUGAAAAUCGUGCACAGACACUUGUUCAACAAGGAAGUUAUUCUUAUCCAAGUCCUGAUGGACAAAUUAUCACCAUUCAUUAUACUGCUGAUGAAAAUGGCUUCCGUGCUGUUGGUGAUCAUUUACCAACAAGUCCACCUGUAUCACAAGAAGUACAAAAAGGACUCGAUCUCAUUUAUGCUGGUAUCAGACAACAAGCGGAAGAGGCAGCUCUUGAAGCUAAAAAUCCACAACCAUUCAAUCAACAAAUUGACAGACGCGAAGACAAUAAAAAUUACCGUCUUUAAAUGAAAAAAAAUAUUAUAAUUAAAACAUUAUCAUUUGUGCGUCAAUUUAAAAAAUAUUAGGUAAUGACUGUCGUAUUUUUAGACAGCGUUAUUGAUUUUUUAAAAUUGAUCGAUUAUUGUUUAUCGAUAGUACUGAAUUUUAAUGAUAAUCAAUAAUAAUUAGAGCAUAUUUUAAAAUUAUUAUUUCUUUUUUAAAAUAUUUUUAUACUGUCAAUUAUGAAUACAAUAUUCCAUAAAUAA
Aphidius gifuensis is the source of this 947-nucleotide messenger RNA. RefSeq names its product endocuticle structural glycoprotein SgAbd-2-like (gene Cpr49Ah). Gene Ontology annotation, cellular component: chitin-based extracellular matrix. Gene Ontology annotation, molecular function: structural constituent of chitin-based larval cuticle. Lineage: Eukaryota; Metazoa; Arthropoda; Insecta; Hymenoptera; Braconidae. Bases 129 to 707 code for a protein of 192 amino acids. The transcript has 5 exons. The record is from RefSeq and is a predicted model, not a curated record.